GACCAUCCAGGGCUCCCUUGGCCUCAGCAGGAAACACAGCAUCCAGCCGCCCGCACAGCGCUGUGUUGUGGGGUGGCUCCGCUGUCGGUGCUUUGGAUGGGGGUGGGGGUCUCUUUUCUUCUUCAACAGCCUCUAUCUUUUCAAAUCACCCUCCUGCCCCCCAGGUUGCUGCAGAGCUCGAGGGCAGCCGGAGGGCUCUCAGCACACACCGAACACGACGCCACUUUGUCCCAUUUUAGACUAAUUCUGCCCAUUGUAACGGCCGAUAAUGGCUCGACACAACACGUGCCCAGCUCCCCCCGCUUCGUUUCUUUCCCCUCCCGCCGUCGCUGUCCCGGCGGGCAGCGCAGCGGGGCGGGCUGCGCUCGGUACCGCCCCCGGACCGGGCAGGGCCGGAAGGAGCGCGGGGCGGAGGCGGGAUGCGGGAUACGGGACACGGGAUGCGGGAUACAGGAUACGGGAUACAGGAUGCUGCCGGCGGGAUGCGGCGGGCGGUUGUUGCUGGAGCUGCAGGCGGCGCUGCGCGGCGGCGCGGAGCGGAGGAGGGAGUUGGAGCGGAGCGCGGAGCGAGGCCGGGAUCUGCUGCGGGGGGAGCAGCGCGGAGAUGAAGCGGCCGGAAGCGGAGGCGGGACCCGGCGCUGGACGCGCUGGGCCGUGUGCUCCUCGCGCAGAGAGCUCGACUUCAGCACGGGAGCUGCAGGAGCUGGAGCUGCUGAACGCCGCCCUGCAGAAAGCGCUGAGAGUCAGGAACAGCGUGUCCGGAACGAACGCACCGACACGGGGCGCUGCGGGAGCAAAACCUGCGGGCGAAGCAGCUGAUGGGGACACGGCCGAGCUGAAGGUGCCCGCGGCCACCACGGACGGCGCUGCGGCUGCCGGCACCAGCUGCGAGGUGCGAGGCAGCAGCCAGGAGCACAGCGCUGCCAAGAAGCCUCCGUACCGCCUGCGGGCCCCGUACAGGACUGAGCCCGACGUGAGAAGAACCCAAAGGAAAACCCCGGCAGGACGUGUCGGCAGGGCGGCUGGGGCGGCUGCAAAGAGCUCCUCCAAAGCUGUGGCUUCCAAACAAGGACGCAGCCGUGGGCAGCCGGUCCGGGCGGCUGCUGAACCCCAGAGGACAGUUGGCAUCCCCAGGUCUGCACACAGUGAGCAGCUCAGCCUCCCUGCCGGGGAGGGGAGCUCGGUGUCUGUGUGUGGGCAGCAGCCCAGUGCUGGGCAGAGCUGCUGUGGUUCCCUCGGACCGCCCGGAGCAGAGGAGCACACAGCUGGGGCAGGGAGCGCAGCACUGCGGGCAGCAGCACUGCAGGAGCAGAGGUUCCAGCUGGAGCUGCCCCUUCCCUACAGGAAAGCACAUGCCAGGAACUCCAGGGCAUGGGAGAAGUGCCGUCUCUGCCACACAAGAGCUGAUGCAGCGGCUGCAAGGAAAUGUUUCACAGAGAGGAUCCAGAGCACUUUUCGUUCACCAACGCCAACGCUCAGCCCUGCAGAGAUAGAGGAGGAAUUAAGAGCUCUCCAGGAUAUUCCCUCCCAUCUGAGCCUGUGCGUGGAAGCUGAGUCUGCAGACCAUCCCACUCUUCAAAGAGAGUACGAAAGCCUUCUGACCUUGGAAGCUCUGCAGAGCACAGUAUCCCAGUACUUGCAUAAGCUGCAGCUUCUACGAGCAGCUGUGGAGUCCCAAAGGAGGCUGCAACCGGACUGCACUGGGGAACAAGGAGAUUGCUGUGCAGCCUGUGCUGCCGGGGCUCGGCUGUGUGGCAGUGCAGACACGCUGGCUGUGCCUCUCCUGUGCUACUCCAGGCUCCAGGAGCUGAGGGAUUUGUUUGCCUUGAAGCUGCGAGUGUCGAUGCUGCACCAGGAGAUUGCCUUACAAAAGCUCACCAUGACAGAACUGCUGCCUGUCCUGGACUCCAGGCCCUGCCCAGGGGCCUCUGCAGCUCAGCUGUACCGGGCGAUGUACACACAGCUCUGCGAGGGCGGCGGGCGCUUCCCGGUGCUGGUGCAGGAUGAGCUGUCAGACUGAGCUGCUGAGAGCCUCCCUCUGCCAUUCACAUCAACAGCCACGGUUUGAAGCAAUAAAUCUUUUCCGAUAACUUCUAGUGCUUCACCUGUUUGUCCAUCUAAAGGAAACUCAACUUCUGGGCUUUGACUUGUUGCUCAUCAGUUGCUUUUACAGCUUGUUAAUUGUGAAGGUCUGUGAGGCCGCUUCAUGGACACCGGAGGUGGCUGUUCUUUCAAGGUCCGUCUGCUCUGGAUUCUUCUCCACUUCAGCCAUGGAGUGGCCUUGCAUUCAGAUAACACAGCUGUCCCUAACCCAGGCCCCUUCAGCCUGCGGGUCACCUUGCUGCAACCACUGCUCCAUCAGGCAGCCUCGUGACUUGCCCUGCUCCUUUGCAGUGACUUACACCUCCAUCCUACAGCUGAUGAGGUUCUGCUGGACGGUCCGAUCUGGGCUGGGCUGCGUGUGCUCGGGGGGCUGCGGCUGCAGCAGGAGGGAGGGCUGGAGCAGCCCGGUAGGUGGCACUCAGCCCUUGGCGUUGCUGCUGAACCUGCGCUGGCGGCUGCUGUGGAAGCAGCUUUCCAGAGUGACUGAGGCAAUGCCCUGCCCAGCUGUGGGAAGUACAAGCUGUAGCAAUCCUGACCUUGCCAAUACAGGAACCCCUGCUUCGGUUCUUCCUGCACCUUCAGUCUGCACUCAAACCCCUGGUGCUGCUGUGUGGCAAUUGCUUCAGAGUCACAUGGCAGCCUUCUGUCUUGCACAAGCGUUUUGGAGUUCAUGUAGCAAAGGGCCCCAAAUACUGAUGCGGCAUUUCUACUUCUUGUUACAGCUGGGCUUGCAUCAUACCUUGCAGCUGGACCAGGCUCCUGCUUGGAGGAGUUCAGCUCUUGGAGAUGCUGACGUUGGUCAUUAUUAUUUCCUUCUGUGUUGUUUUUUUCAGGGCUGGAGUUAAGGUGGUCCGACUUCCAGCUGUUGGGCUCUUUCUGACCCUCAGAAUCUGCCCAAACCCAUCCCAGUGCUGGGUGAACGGCAGCUUUUUACCUUUAAUUUCUUCUUUGCAUUGUGUUCAGUUCUUCACGUUUUGGUUCCCGUGGGGUGUUGAGCUGGGGCAGCUCUGCCGUGUGCAACAGCAGCCGCCCAGGAACAUCAGUUGUUGGAGUCUGGCUGUGUUUUAUCUGCACGCCUGGCAGGUUUUCUGCAUGCAGAUGUCAGCCAGAGGGGGGAGGGAUCGUUGUGCUUGAAAUGCAGUGUUGGGCUGGGAAGGAAGUGAUGCCGGUGCUUCAGACUGAGGUGAGGAGACAAGAGAUUGUAUUUGUGAUGCCAGAGGGUGGUGAUAGGAAGAACACAGGAAAUACUCGCUGUCUGCUGAAGGUGAUGGAUGGCACCACCCCAGUCAGUGCAGCCAGGGCUGUGUUUCAAUGGGAACUUACUGGUUCUGCCCGGCCUCAGUGGGACUCCACAAAGCAGAACCCCUAAGACUGACGCCAUCGGACUCCAAAGCGAUCCAUCCUGCAGGCCUUGGAGCUUCUAUUCUGCAUCAUGCCAAUGAAAUUCUAGUUCUGUGACAUCCAAAGGGAAGUUUUAUUUACUGAAGACUUUCUUUUUGCACAUUGUAA
Messenger RNA from Coturnix japonica (Japanese quail), 3612 nucleotides. It is a transcript of the gene TEDC2, whose product is annotated as tubulin epsilon and delta complex 2. The record is from RefSeq and is a predicted model, not a curated record. Lineage: Eukaryota; Metazoa; Chordata; Aves; Galliformes; Phasianidae.